UCUAUGCAAUUCUACGUCAUAUUUAUUAAGUCAAAUUUUUAGGCAAUUUUUAAGUCGCAAAGUAACAAGUACUUUACUUAAUACUUUUAACAUUUUAUAACACUUUAAUUUUCUAACAAAUUAAAUAAACAAAUAUUAAAAAUUGAGCUUUGCUGCGGAGACACAUAAAUUACUUAAAACGAAUGAGAAAUAAUGUACAAAAGUGUCACUGUGCUAUCUCCACCUUUAAUACAUGUUUAUAUAUAUUCAGUCUCAGUAGAUUAUCAGCUUUGCAGCUGCUUUAAAAUUGCAGCAUCUGCUGCAGAUUGUCGCAUUCGCGUUCGCAACAUGAUCUGCUGCUAUAACACCAUCAAAUACACCGGACUCUUGUCCAAUUUACUUUAUAUGCUACUGGCCAUAGGCGUGCUGGUCGCAGCUGGCUUGGGCCUGCAAAUGGCGCAGCCAAACACGCCGGAGCAUACAUACUUUGUGGAGAGUCUCGUGCUGGGCGCCACCAUCUGCACGAUAGUCAUAUUCGGCUGCUAUGGCCUGGUCUGCGAUCUGCUUAGCGUGAAUUUAAUUUUCACCUGCUUUGUACUGAUCGUGCUGGGCGCAGAGUAUCUGCAGCUGCACAACUACCAGCCGCAUAAUCGCUAUAGCGGCGCCUGGCAGCAGCUGGAGCUUACGCUGGCCUGGCAUGGCCUGGACAAGCAGCCGGAGCUGAUGCAACAGUAUGAACAGCAGCAGCAAUGCUGCGGUUACAACGGCGCCAACGACUACAAGUCUUUGCAUUUGCCCAUACCGAAAAGCUGUUAUCAGCAUGCUGCUGCCGACGACAAGCUCUUUACACGCGGCUGCCAGGCGACAUUGAACCGCAACCAGAGCCACAUACAGCAGCGCGAUAAGCUAUUCAUGUGGUGCAUCAUUGGCCUUGAGAUCUUUAUACUCGUCCAGACCAUCGCGCUGAGCGGUCUGCUCUACAAGCUGCGGCAACGCGAGCGACGGGCACGACAACAGGUGCCGCCCGGUGUUCGCCGUGAGCCGCGCGCCAAUCAUGUGGGCUCGCGUGCCCAGCUGCUGGACAAUAUUUAAGUAGCUUCUCUAUGGAUCAUAGCAGUUAAGUCGUUUAUUGUAGUUUAGCAAAUGCAGCGUAUAAAUCUUAGUUCUAGUAGGCAUAGCGGCGUGUUUUGGUGGUCAGCUGACAACACAGCGUUAUGCCCAAAAUAAUGCCCACAAUCUGCAAAAGAUAAACAUACAUAUAUAAGGGGAUACAUAAUCAAAUCACGACUCACCUCAUAGCCAAUGAGUCCGCCGUGCGCCCAUCUCUCGGAGCGAUAGAUAUUCAAAUGGGCGCGCUUAACGGCUGUCAUGCAGCCCUCGGCAUAGGGAUAGAGCGCAUGCACCCCAUCCUUGGUAUGGAAACAGCUCUGUGGCACACGCAUGCUCAGGCUGGUGUAGUCCGAGAAGCCCUUGUCGCCGCAGCACUCGUACUGGACAACAGAAGUUACAAAUAUGUUUAGCUUUUGUGUGAACAUAUGCUUACUCUGCGCUCCAGCUGAUGCAUAGCGCCCGGAUGCACCAGCUCCCUCAUCCACACGCCCAUGACAAACUCCUCCGUGGUAUCCACAUGCUUGGACUCAUUGUAGUGCGCCAGGCGAUAGACGUGUGCACCAAUCAGCAAGACCAACAUAACCAAGUGCUAGGAGUUACAAUCAUUUAGCUAAAGCUCAUUUCAAAUCGGGAGUUCCAUAUUUACCACGGCCAGCACCUUGAUGGAGCCCAGAAAGGCGCCCGAGCAGCCGAUGACAGCGGCCAGUAUAAGGCUGCCGGCCAUGGCCAACUGCAUGAUCUUCUCCGCAUCAAUGUGAUCGGAGGAGCCCUCGUCCAGCUUAUAGAGCAGCUCAUAGACGCCAGCCAGGGCGGCCAUGCUGCCAAUUAGCUGUUGAAACAUAAAAGGGAAAUUAAUUAGGAAAAUAGAAAAAAUCAUGUGAAUUAACAACGCGUCACACAAAAACAAAUUAAAAACAAAAAACCUGGCCAAAAAUAUAUAAAAAACAAAAUCAAAUCAAAAAAAUGUUGCCCGCCUUUGUCAGGCGGCAGAAACCAAAAUAAAAACAAAUACAGACGCAUGAAAUUACUUUGGGCUUUAUUUUUAAAUGCCCCGCCGGACACACACACACACACGCGCACACACGGACACACACUCAAAUUGUUGUGCGAAAAAUGUAGCAAUAAUUAAAAAUAAGUAAAAUGACAUCUUGUCUGGGGCGCAUCGGAGGCAGGAGAUUUGUUUGCUGCCAAAUUGGCCACAAGGAAUAUGUAAAUAAAUAGCAACAAUUAAAACGUGAAGCUUGCAAAGUGAUUGAGAAUUUAAUGAGAUUUAGCAACAUAUAUAUGCUAUAUAUCUGUGUGUGUGUGUGCAGCACUAAAUCGACUGCUUAAUGGGCAAAUUACUCAUACGCACCGUGAGUCAAGCCGCAAGCUGUUUGUUAAUGGAAGAACUCGAGUUAAAUCGUAUAAAAGCUAAUGAGCGUACAUAUGUCAGCAUAGCCCUAAUUCAUAUGCACAUAGAUAUACGCCUUUUUUUCGAAAUAUGUUUACUGAAAAUUUAUUCCAUUUAUGAAAACUCACCAAAGUAAAUGUAUUGAAGACGACCGCGGUCCAUUGCAGACACACCUGCAGUGUGGGCAUUUCGUGUCGCAGCAACUAAA
Drosophila montana is the source of this 2690-nucleotide messenger RNA. It is a transcript of the gene Tsp42Ep, whose product is annotated as Tetraspanin 42Ep. The record is from RefSeq and is a predicted model, not a curated record. NCBI's taxonomy places the organism in Eukaryota, Metazoa, Arthropoda, Insecta, Diptera, Drosophilidae. Gene Ontology annotation, cellular component: membrane. Bases 193 to 1071 code for a protein of 292 amino acids. The transcript is spliced from 4 exons.